Molecule: messenger RNA, 498 nt
Organism: Rhodamnia argentea
Lineage: Eukaryota; Viridiplantae; Streptophyta; Magnoliopsida; Myrtales; Myrtaceae
Product: putative RING-H2 finger protein ATL69
Exons: 2
Coding region: 1-498 (165 amino acids)
Source: RefSeq, a predicted model, not a curated record
AUGGCGAGCGUUCUCAAGCUCAAGGCCAUAGCGACGACGGCUCUCGACAAAGCCACAUUCGUCGCGACGGUCAUCGUCUCCCUCGUCCGUCUCUGUGCCAAGGCGUUCCGAUGGAGCCAGUAUCCCCCGGCCCUCACUCUUUCCCAGAGACACCAAGCUCCUCCAUAUUGUGCGGUAUGCCUGCACGACGUCGCCGCCGGUGAGCGCUACCGGAGGCUGUGGGGAUGCGGCCACUGCUUCCACGCCGAGUGCAUCGACGCGUGGCUCGGACGCCACGCCACAUGCCCUCUGUGCCGGAGCCACGUCGCUGGGGUCGGUCCUCCGCGUCGCGAGGGCAGAGAUGGGCGGAGCAGCGGCUUGAUCCUCGUUAUCCUCUCGUUCUCGCAGAGCAUCUUUGGGAAGGGAGUUGUGGUUCCGGGUGAGAAUUCUCGCUCGGCUCAAUUUGCCCCUGAAAUCAGCUUUGCUUCUGCAAACUACGUGACUGGUGAAAGGAGGUAA